This is a messenger RNA of Corticium candelabrum, 2929 nucleotides long. Its product is annotated as muscle, skeletal receptor tyrosine protein kinase-like. The record is from RefSeq and is a predicted model, not a curated record. NCBI's taxonomy places the organism in Eukaryota, Metazoa, Porifera, Homoscleromorpha, Homosclerophorida, Plakinidae. The transcript is spliced from 7 exons. Gene Ontology annotation, biological process: multicellular organism development; positive regulation of kinase activity; cell surface receptor protein tyrosine kinase signaling pathway. Gene Ontology annotation, cellular component: plasma membrane; signaling receptor complex. The coding region runs from base 37 to 2856 and encodes 939 amino acids. Gene Ontology annotation, molecular function: ATP binding; transmembrane receptor protein tyrosine kinase activity; protein binding.
UACAAGGAACACGAUUCCCGGACUUGUCUGAAAAUAAUGGAUACGGCUAGAUGGGUUUUCAACUUUCUGAUGCUUUCAGUUCUGCAUCAACUUUGGUGUGAGUCGUCUUCUUUGACGCCGACUCCAAUGUCUCACGUGACUGCAGCGUCGGACAACACUAGCUUUACGCCAGCGUCUCUAGGAAGUCAAACAUCUCAAUACAGGACAAGUUCAGUAACAACAGCACGGCAGAUACCUGGGCAAACGGAUUUCUCUAGGACAGCUAGUCCAACAGAAAGCUUAGCCGCUCAGAAAGCAAACUCAAAUUCGUCGUCUAUGACAUCUCCUACAGAUCGAACGGAUUUGUGUGAAUUGCUUGCCAUCAAAAGCGUUUGCAGUACUUACGCAAGCAACAAAACUACCUUCUUUGACGGCCUGCUCGGUCAAGAAAGAACGAUUCGCUUUAUCAAAGACCUGCUAGACCAAGUGUUUGCAAUUCUUGGAUCUCCCGAGUCAGGGACAAAGCGGUUUUGCUUUGAAAAAGUAACAGAAUUUGUGUGUCUGUACGUAUUAAGGAAUUGUAGCAAGACGUACGACACGUUUCAACAAUCUGUAAAAACUCGAUUGUGCAAAGAGAGUUGUGAUCAUCUGUUCUUGCAACAAACAGUUUGUGAAAGCCAAUUCCGGUCAAUUUCUGGAACGCUUACUAUUUCGUUUAGUGAUGGCAACGUUGUUGUGCCCAAGCAUGUUCAAGGAACAGAUUUUCAAUGCGAUGAUCUUCCCACCCGUCUUGACUCUAAUUCUACUUGCACGGACAUCAUACUUUUUGAAGAAAAAAGCAUUGAUCAGCCAAGAAUUCCUGUGGUUGCUCCUUCCACAGGAACCUACAAGCCGACAGCAGUCUUAACAGAAAAUUCUUCAAACGCAACUAUUGAUCGAUGUGCGAUUUCUUCGUCUCCUACUCCUAGGGCAGACAUUGUUCGGACGUGCGGUAAUGAAGGGACUGUACCGUCAGGGACGCCUUGCUAUUUUCCUUUCACGUUCAGAAAUGUCAAAUACUAUGACUGUACUGUAGUAAAUGAACGCCGUCCUUGGUGUGCCACAGAACCAGGAGAUGUGGAUAAUCACAACAAGUAUGGAUUUUGCGACUGCAGUGCUAAUUUGUCUCAAUACUUCUACACGGCUUGCCAACCGUACCAAGUUGUACACGGUGUUUGCGACGAGUACGUCAAAGGCAAAGAAGUUUUUGUUGAUCUUUGCUACCCACAAAACAUCGUUACGUACAUCACCAAUUCCGCGGACGCAGCUUGGAGGAAAUCUCUAUCUGACAGUCCACAGUGGUGCGUUAAGCAAAUAGUAAAGGCCAUGUGUUUGUAUUCGUUUCCGCCUUGCAACAGAACUUCUUAUGGAGUUGUUCAACCGGCUCGGUUGUGUAAAGACUCAUGCCAACAGUAUCUUUAUGGUAACUGUAGUUCUGUGUACGUGUUAGCAUUUGCUGCUGUCGAAUCGCUUCAAAGGUCUAGCUCUAUAUAUUUCUUGAGACCGCAGCAUAUCUCUGUAGGCUUUCCUACGUGUGACGAUAAGCCAACUAAAGAAGAAACUAAUCGGUCGUGUUUAGAUUAUGGAGUGGAUCUUGGGUUUCGAGCCGCGACUGAGCUACCAACGAAAGGCAGUCAAAAAUCCGAUGUAGACAUUUCUGUUGUAGUAUCUGCUGUCAUUGGGACGGUCUGCUGUUUCACAGCAAUCAUAGCUAUUUUUGUCGUCUUCAUCGUGCGGCGCAAACAUCGACAAAGACAAUCGCUAGCGACUGAAAUUAUUGAAUUAAACGAGAAAUUCUCGUCUUUAGCCCAAUCUACGUCCAGCAGUAAGAUGCUGACGGCAGAGAACAGUUUGUACAAGCGUCAUGAACCCGAGGUGUUACCUACUCUCAAAGAGGUUCUUAAAUCUCCUUCUUUGUUCCAUACACUGCACUCUGUGUUUUCCUUUGAGGCAGAAGACGUGGCCGUUACGUUCAUACCUGAAAUUGAUCACAAAAAGCUUGAAUUCGUUAGAGAUCUCGAUGAAGGACAAUUUGGUCAGGUGCUCUUGGCGUCGAUCACUGAAUUUGAAGAGUUCGAGAACGACACACUGGUUGCUGUGAAGGUUCUUAAGAAAGGUAAUGACGACAAGACGAAAUCAGAAUUUAUGAAGGAGUUGUGUAUGAUGGCCCAGCUACAGCACGAAAACAUAGUCAAGUUGUUGGCUAAAUGUACUAAGGAAGAACCCAGUUGCAUGGUUUUUGAGUUUAUGGAACGUGGUGCAUUGAUCGACUUUUUGCGCAACUCUCAAGUUGGAGAAGAAACAAACCUAGAUGCGCUGGAGCUCGAAGAAAGCUCUCGCUCAAAGCAAGUGCUCAGUCUGCACGAUCUUAGAGCGAUUAUUCGUCAAGUCUGUCAGGGGCUCGUCUAUCUAGCAGGCAGACGCUUCGUUCAUCGAGAUAUCGCUGCUCGCAACUGCUUGGUUGGAAAGUAUCUCGAAGUGAAAAUUGCUGAUUUUGGUCUGUCACGUGACGUGUAUGCAGGAGACUACUACAGAGUAGGUGGUAAAUCCUUUCUCCCAGUUCGGUGGCUGCCACCAGAGAGCAUUGUCUAUGGCUAUUUUACAGUCAAAUCCGACGUGUGGGCAUUUGGUGUUCUUGUUUGGGAAGUCUAUUCUCUUGGGCAACAACCCUAUUAUGGAUCACCUAAUGAGCUAGUCGUUGAGAUGAUUUGCAGUGGUCAAACGCUGUCCAAACCGAGUGAAUUCUGUCCAGAUGACAUGUACGAGUUGAUGUCAUCAUGUUGGAGCAAGGAAACGGAGAAUAGACCAGAAUUCGGUGAAAUUUUGAACAAGCUUUAACUGCGUACACGUACAUCGAUCGCUUUCUAGAUGAAAAACUUAGAUAAAGGCAACGUUCGCGCUUGCUUUGCUA